Trematosphaeria pertusa is the source of this 795-nucleotide messenger RNA. RefSeq lists its product as uncharacterized. Gene Ontology annotation, biological process: mycotoxin biosynthetic process. Bases 1 to 795 code for a protein of 264 amino acids. The record is from RefSeq and is a predicted model, not a curated record. NCBI's taxonomy places the organism in Eukaryota, Fungi, Ascomycota, Dothideomycetes, Pleosporales, Trematosphaeriaceae. The transcript has 5 exons.
AUGCCUUAUAAACAACCUUCCACAAAAUACCAAACUCUCCCACGCAUAGCGGAGGACUCCGACACAGAAGAACUACUCUCUAGCACCGAGGUGGACGUGGAAUCCGUCCCAGGCGACGAAAAGAAAUGGCGCUCAGCAGAUGGCGACACCAAGAAGCAUUCAAGGAUUAGGACCUACGUAGCACGCUUUCGGCACUAUCGCUGGCUCAUCGACACGUUCCUCCUCCUGGUCAACAUUGCGUUGUCCUUGCUGCUGAUGCGCCGUUUUUGGACUGAGAAUGCGAGCGGCGGGAUUCAAGAUGGCGGCGAUUUUACGGGCGCUGGGCCGGAGUGUGUCCAAUACUAUUUCGACGCGGAUCCAGACUUCGUGCCUACGAAUACCUCUGAGUUCUUCUCCGAUGCGCUGCUCGCGAAGUGGAACACUAUGAUGCCGGCGGGGACAGGAUGGGGCCAUGUAACAUCCGAAACCUUCUUCAUCACCUCCAUGACACACCAACUACACUGCGUCUUCAUGAUGGCCCGCAUAUACGCUUCUCUCGUCGGUAACGUGGCGCAAUCGCUUCCGAGCGACUAUCACACUCACUACCUGCACUGUGUCGACUAUCUCCGCCAGGGCAUAAUGUGCUCAGCCGACCUAGCCAUGGAACCGCAUGAGCAAACUGAUGCAGAUGAUAAUGGGCCGGGAGAUGGGAGUUGGAAUGGACAUCAUGUCUGCAAGGAUUACGGCCAUGUUAUACCGUAUUUGGAGGAACAAAUCGCUCAGGGUAUCCGAAAAGUCCUGCCUAUUGACGACUGA